CAGCAGAAUCUGGCUGAUCUGACCAGUUUGCCUUACUGUCAAACACUUCUGUCUUUCACACACACACACACACACACACAGUAUCAGGCAAUACAACUUUUCUGCAUUUUGACAGGACAGCAACAAAGUCGGAAGCCCGAUAGCUGACUUUAACAUCAUAUUUAUUUCAUGGAGGCUGCUCACAGCGGGAUCUAAUCUCUGUCAGAGCCUGUAAGGGAACAACUGUACCAGGAAAGGAGAGGAAAUCUAAUUUGGUUUGAACUGGCUCUCCAAUUUCAGCUCCAGACUACAAAGACCAAAUAAACAAGACUCCAUCUGCCUCCAGAAGGAACUGAACACCACAAUGGGACUCCCCACCCAGGUGCUGGCCUGUGUGAUCUUAGCUGUGUUAUACCAGCAUGCCAGUGGUGGACUCCUCAGGCGAAUUAUCAAGCAAAAUCAGGAGACUGGGUUAAACAUGACCUUGCAAGAAGAUAACCAGCCUGUGGUUUUUAACCAUGUCUACAACAUUAAAUUACCUGGUCACUCCCUUUGCUCUGUGGACCUAGAUUCAGCUAGCGGUGAUGCAGAUUUGAAGGCAGAAAUUGAGCCAGUCAAGCACUACGAGGAGCACACGAUGAACGAGGAGAACCAGAUUGUCUUCACUCACCGGAUCAACAUUCCCCGCCAGGCUUGUGGCUGUGCUGCUGCUCCAGACAUUAAGGAUCUCCUGAGCAGACUAGAGGAGCUGGAGGGGCUGGUAUCCUCCCUACGAGAGCAGUGUGCCAGUGGUGCUGGAUGCUGUCCCAGUACCCAAACAGCAGAAGGUCGCCUGGACACAACACCCUAUUGUGGUGGACAUGGAAACUACAGCACUGAGAUCUGUGGCUGCAUUUGUGAGCCUGGCUGGAAAGGCCCCAACUGCUCUGAACCCAACUGCCCACGCAACUGCUCAAACAGAGGCCGCUGCGUCCAUGGCAAGUGCAUCUGUGUAGAAGGCUUCACUGGUGAGGACUGUGGCCAGGCCACCUGCCCAUCAGACUGUAACGACCAAGGCAAGUGCGUCGAUGGGGUUUGUGUGUGCUUUGAGGGGUACACGGGAGCAGACUGCAGCGAGGAGCUCUGCCCCGAGGGGUGCAGCGUGCAUGGGAAGUGUGUGAGCGGGCAGUGCGUGUGCAACGAGGGCUUCACCGGCAAGGACUGCAGUGAGCCUCUCUGUCUCAACAACUGCAACAACCGUGGGCGCUGCGUGGACAACGAGUGCGUCUGUGACGAGGGCUACACUGGUGAAGACUGCAACGAGCUCAUCUGCCCCAAUGAUUGCUUCGACCGUGGGCGCUGUGUCAACGGGACCUGCUUCUGUGAGCAGGGCUACACUGGGGAGGACUGUGGGGAGCUGACUUGCCCCAACAAUUGCAACAACAACGGUCGCUGCGAGAACGGGCUGUGUGUCUGUCACGAAGGCUUCGUGGGGGAUGACUGCAGUGAAAAGAGGUGCCCAAAAGACUGCAACAACCGUGGGCGCUGCGUGAGCGGGCGCUGCGUGUGCCACGAGGGCUACCUGGGUGAAGACUGCGGAGAGCUGCGGUGCCCCAACGACUGCCACCGCCGCGGGCGCUGCAUCAAUGGGCAGUGCAUGUGUGACGAGGGGUUCAUCGGGGAAGACUGCGGAGAGCUGCGGUGCCCCACUGACUGCCACAGCCGCGGGCGCUGCGUCAACGGGCAGUGCGUGUGCGACGAGCAGUUCGUCGGGGAUGACUGCGGGGAGCUGCGGUGCCCCAACGACUGCCACAAGCAUGGGCGCUGUGUCAACGGGCAGUGUGUGUGCGACGAGGGGUACACGGGGGAAGACUGCGGGGAGCUGCGGUGCCCUGAGGACUGCCACAACCGAGGCCGGUGUGUAGAGGGGCAGUGCGUGUGCGACAACGGCUUCACUGGGGACGACUGCGGGGAGCUGGCCUGCCCCAACAGCUGCAACCACCGCGGGCGCUGCGUCAACGGGCAGUGUGUGUGCGAAGAAGGGUUCACAGGAGAGGACUGUGGCCAGCGGCGCUGCCCCAACGACUGCCAUGGCCGGGGUCGCUGUGUUGACGGACGGUGUGUGUGUGAGGAAGGCUUUGUCGGGGAUGACUGCCGUGAACGCUCCUGCCCCAACAACUGCAACAACAUGGGACGCUGUGUCGAGGGACAGUGUAUCUGUGAGGAUGGUUACAUAGGGGACGACUGUUCUGAUGUGUCUCCUCCAACUGAGCUGACUGUGACAAACAUAACAGAUAAGACCGUAAAUCUGGAAUGGAAACAUGAGAAUCUAGUCAAUGAGUAUCUUGUCACCUAUGUCCCUACCAGCAGUGGUGGCCUAGAUCUGCAGUUCACCGUGCCAGGAAAUCGGACAUCUGCCACUAUUCAUGAACUGGAGCCGGGUGUGGAAUACUUUAUCCGUGUCUUUGCAAUCCUUAAAAACAAGAAGAGCAUUCCAGUCAGUGCCAGGGUAGCAACAUACCUGCCUGCUCCAGAAGGUCUGAAAUUCAAAUCUGUCAGAGAAACAUCUGUCCAGGUGGAGUGGGAUCCUCUGAACAUUUCAUUUGAUGGAUGGGAGCUGAUUUUCCGUAAUAUGAAAAAGGAGGAUAAUGGAGAUAUAACCAGCAGCUUGAAAAGGCCGGAAACAUCAUAUAUGCAGCCAGGUUUGGCACCAGGGCAACAGUAUAAUGUAUCCCUUCAUAUAGUGAAAAACAAUACCAGAGGACCCGGACUGUCAAGGGUGAUAACCACAAAGCUUGAUGCCCCUAGCCAGAUUGAGGCAAAAGAUGUCACAGAUACCACAGCUCUGAUCACGUGGUCCAAACCUUUGGCUGAAAUUGAAGGCAUAGAGCUCACCUAUGGCCCCAAGGAUGUUCCAGGGGACAGAACAACCAUUGACCUCUCCGAAGAUGAAAACCAAUAUUCUCUCGGAAACCUGAAGCCACACACAGAGUAUGAAGUGACGCUCAUCUCUCGGCGAGGGGACAUGGAAAGCGAUCCCAUGAAAGAAGUCUUUGUCACAGAUUUGGAUGCUCCAAAGAACCUGAAGCGGGUGUCACAGACAGACAGCAGCAUUACUUUGGAGUGGAAGAACAGUCAUGCGAAUAUCGAUAACUACAGAAUUAAAUUUGCUCCCAUCGCUGGUGGAGACCAUGCUGAGAUUACAGUGCCAAAAGGCAAUCAGGCAACAACCAAAGCUACACUCACAGGUUUGAGGCCUGGAACUGAAUAUGGCAUUGGAGUGACAGCAGUGCGACAGGACAGAGAAAGUGCUCCUGCUACCAUUAAUGCUGGGACUGAUCUUGAUAACCCCAAGGACUUGGAAGUCAGUGAUCCCACUGAAACAACCUUGUUGCUUCGCUGGAGAAGACCAGUGGCUAAGUUUGAUCGUUACCGCCUCAUUUACGUUAGUCCCUCUGGAAGAAAGAAUGAAGUGGAGGUCCCUGUGGACAGCACCUCUUUUAUCCUGCGAGGACUGGAGGCAGGGACAGAAUACACCAUCAGUCUGGUUGCGGAAAAGGGGAGACACAAAAGCAAACCUACAACUGUCAAGGGUUUGACUGCUCCGCGUAGUCUAACCCUAAUGCAGGCAAUGACUCCUGACCCAGAGGAGCUUUCUGGUUCUGGGAGCUUUGCUGCUCCGGAGGCCUCAGGGCAGCAGGAGGACGCACUGAGGGACCUUGUGGUCUCCAGGGUAACAGACCACGGCUUUAGUGUCUCAUGGUAUGCGAACGCAGGAGUCUACAGUAGUUUUGUGGUGGAGUAUAAAGAAGUGUCACUGGCAGCUGUGCCCCCUGCAGAAAUCUUCCUGCCCAAAGAAUCCUUAGGUGCUGUGAUUGAAGGCCUCCAAGCUAACACUUCCUAUAAAAUCAAGGUGUAUGGAUUGGCUGGAGAACAGCGCUCCCCUUCUCUGGAAGCUGUGGCUACAACAGCAAAUCUAGUUACAACAUCUGGAGAAUCAAACAAUGAAACAUCAUUUAAUCCUACCAGUUCUGCACCUACUGAGCUAAGUUAUUUAACAAACCCCAGCACUGAUUCUCAUGCUCUGCUUUCGGUGCCCACUGGCCUUGCCAUCUCAGAAGUCACUGAUGCUCUUCAUGACCUUAAUGUCACGCACAGAACUUUCACUAGUUUCACCCUGUCUUGGGCAGCACAAGAUGAGGUAUUUGAUCAGUUCUUUAUCACUCUGAAAGACCUGUCCAGUUUAAACAAAACACAGGAAAUCUUUUUGCCGGGAAACCAGCGAGAAACAGAAUUUACCAAUCUCACAGCUGGCACACAGUACCAGAUUAACCUUCAUGGAAGCAUUCAAGGUCAGCUCUCUUGGUCCUUGGAAACCCUAGCUGCUACAGAGGAGGAACCUGAACUCGGGAAGUUAUCAGUGUCUGAGAUUAGCUGGGAUGGUCUCCAAGUCACCUGGACAGCAACUGACGGGGCCUAUGAGAACUUUAUCAUUCAGGUGCAGGAGUCUGACAAACCAGAAGAACCCAGGACUGUCACAGUCCCAGGUGGACUUCACUUUAUGAAUAUUACAGGCCUCAAGGCCAAUACACCUUAUACCAUCACACUUCAAGGUGUGAUUCAAGGCUACAGGACCAAACCCCUUUCUGUUGAAACCACGACAGGAGCACACCCAGAAGUUGGUGAGCUAACCGUUUCCGACAUUACUCCUGAAAGCUUCAACCUUUCUUGGACAACCACCAGUGGGGACUUCGACAUCUUUACUAUUGAAAUUAUUGAUUCUAACAGGUUGCUGGAGCCCAUGGAAUUCAACAUCUCAGGCAAUUCAAGAACUGCUCAUAUCUCAGGGCUUUCCCCCAGCACUGAUUUUAUUGUCUACCUCUAUGGGAUCACUCAUGGUUUCCGCACUCAGACAAUAAGUGCUGCAGCUACAACAGUAGAGGAACUUCUCCUUAACAAACUCACUGUAUCAAAUGCUACCUCAGAAAGCAUGUCGCUCAUGUGGGAAGCGCAGGACAAUGUCUUUGAUCAUUUUAUUCUAGAAGUCAGAAACACUGACUUCCCUUUGGACUCCCUGGUGCACACAGUGCCGGGGGCUUCCCGGAGCUAUGUGGUCACCAGCCUCAGAGCUGCCACUAAUUACACUGUCCAACUCCAUGGUGUAAUUGAUGGGCAAGGUGGUCAGACCUUGACAGCACUGGCAACCACAGAGGCCAUGCCCCCACUGGAAAACCUAACUGUCUCUGAUAUUAACCCUUACGGGUUCACAGUGUCGUGGAUGGCAUCGGAGAAUGCCUUUGACAACUUUCUAGUAGUCGUGGUGGAUUCUGGCAGGCUGCUGGACCCACAGGAGUUCCUCCUUACAGGAGCCCAGCGGCAGCUGAAGCUUAAAGGCCUUAUUACUGGCAUUGGCUAUGAGGUUAUGCUUUAUGGUUUUGCCAAGGGGCAUCAAACAAAGCCCCUAAGCACUGUGGCUGUUACAGAAGCGGAACCAGAAGUCGACAACCUUCUGGUUUCAGAUGCUACCCCAGAGGGCUUCCGUCUGUCCUGGACUGCAGAUGAUGGGGUUUUCGACAGUUUUGUUCUAAAAAUCAGGGAUACUAAAAGGAGAUCUGAUCCACUGGAACUAAUAGUACCGGGCCAUGAGCGUACCCAGGAUAUAUCGGGGCUGAAAGAGGGUACUGAGUAUGAAAUUGAGCUCCAUGGAGUUAGCAGUGGACGACGUUCCCAACCCAUAAAUGCAAUAGCAACCACAGUUGUCGGAUCUCCCAAGGGAAUUUCUUUCUCAGACAUCACGGAAAACUCAGCUACAGUCAGCUGGAUGCCACCACGCACUCGUGUGGAGAAUUUCCGGAUUUCUUAUGUCCCUGUCACAGGAGGUACUCCCAGUGUUGUUACAGUUGAUGGAAGCAAGACAAGGACCAAGCUGGUGAAAUUAAUCCCAGGAGUAGACUACACUGUUAGUAUCAUCUCUGUGAAAGGCUUUGAAGAAAGUGAACCCAUCUCUGGAACUCUGAAAACAGCUCUGGACAGCCCAUCAGGCCUAGUAGUGAUGAAUAUCACAGACUCUGAGGCACUGGCAACCUGGCAGCCAGCAAUUGCCGCCGUGGAUAAUUAUGUUGUCGCCUAUGUUUCUGAGGAUGAGCCAGAAGUUACUCAGAUGGUGUCAGGAAACACUGUGGAGUAUGACCUGAACGGCCUUCGACCUGCAACUGAGUAUACACUGAAGGUCCACGCGCUGAAGGACACGCAGAGGAGUGAAACUCUCUCCACCAAGUUCACUACAGGGCUAGAUGCUCCAAGAGAUUUAAGUGCCACUGAGGUUCAGUCAGAAACAGCUGUGAUAACUUGGAGGCCUCCACGUGCUUCUGUCACUGAUUAUCUCCUGAUCUACGAGUCCAUUGAUGGCAAAGUUAAGGAAGUCAUCCUGGGCCCUGAGACUACUUCCUACAGCCUGACAGAGCUGAGCCCAUCUACUCAAUAUACGGUGAAACUUCAGGCACUGAACAGAUCUCUGAAGAGCAAAGCAAUCCAGACUAUUUUCACCACAACUGGUCUUCUCUAUCCUUAUCCUAAAGACUGUUCCCAGGCUCUCCUGAAUGGAGAAACUGCCUCUGGGCUGUACACAAUUUACCUGAACGGGGACAAGGCACAGCCUCUGCAAGUCUUCUGCGACAUGAGCCAGGAUGGGGGUGGAUGGAUUGUGUUCUUGAGGCGGCAGAAUGGAAAGGAAGAUUUCUACAAGAACUGGAGAACUUAUGUGGCUGGUUUUGGAGAUCCUAAGGAUGAAUUUUGGAUAGGUCUGGAGAACCUCCACAAAAUCACUGCUCAGGGCCAGUACGAGCUGCGUGUGGAUCUGCGAGACAGAGGCGAGACAGCUUAUGCUGUCUAUGACAGGUUCAGUGUUGGAGAUGCUAAGAGCCGGUACCGGCUAAGAGUAGAUGGAUACAGCGGCACAGCAGGUGACUCCAUGACUUACCAUAAUGGAAGGUCCUUCUCCACCUUUGACAAAGACAAUGAUUCUGCCAUCACCAAUUGUGCUUUGUCAUACAAGGGAGCGUUCUGGUACAAGAAUUGUCACCGAGUCAAUCUGAUGGGCAGAUAUGGUGACAACAGCCACAGUCAGGGUGUUAACUGGUUCCACUGGAAGGGUCAUGAGUACUCCAUCCAGUUUGCAGAGAUGAAGUUGAGACCCUCCAGCUUCCGAAAUCUGGAAGGAAGACGAAAGCGAGCGUAAAGCCCCAGGAUGAUGAAGGCGAUAGGCAGGGCAAUGGGGGGAGGGGAGGGGAGGGGAGGAGGGAGGGAGAGAGUGGGGAUGAGGGGGGGAUCCUCUGGUAUCACAGGGUGGUGGGAUGUGAGGAGCUGGUAACCUUACCAAAGCAUCAGCAACCCUUGACUUGGCCCGACAGAGGCUUCUGCAGCAGUCCCAACAACGAGCCUUAUGCAGCCACCACGUUUUCAGCAGAGCAGCUCCGGCUGCCUGCAAUUAAUGUCCUUUACACCAAAGACAAUGAUCUCAAGGGUUGUAUGUUGUUUUAUUAAUUUUUAUUUUCUCAGAAAGCCUCUGGGAUGAAGUUCUUGCACAGUCUGACUAUCUCUUGGGUGGCCCAUGGUAGGGGAGGGAGAACAGCUUCUACAUUGGUAGUUUGUUUUAGAACCAGCCAUAUUUUACACACAGAAAUGUGUACGAUUAAUUAUCAUUAUUAUUAUUAUUAGUUAUAAAUGAAAUCCUUUGGUCAUUGGAAAGCCUUUUUAUAUAUAUAUAUCAAGUACCACAGAGAAGGAUGGGGUGGGAAGGGGAAAGCAGUAUGUUUUUAAACUUAAGCAUAAAAUUAAUAUUAUUAAUAUAAUGACAAAGUAAUAAUAAUAAUGAUAAUAGUAAUAAGCUAAGUUUUGUCAUUUUUAAGAGAACCAUGCUUUCCAAAACACAGCAGGACAGUGUCUGAUUGUAAAUUUUCUUUUUUAAAUAAAAGCACAAUUACUUUUAAAUAAAUUUCUACCUUUUUUCAUACAUGUUGAAUUUGUGCACAUCCAGGGUAUAUUCAGUAAGUUAAAGGGGGGCGGGGAGUUAAAAAAAAGGCUGAGAAUGAUUGGUCUGCUAAGCACAUAUAGAAAACAGUUCCUUUAUUAGUGGUCAGUUGUGAGUAUUCUGCUGGGUCUGUUGCAACGAAAGGCCCGUAGGAUUUGGUUUCUUUUAGAACACAUUUCCUUUUCUUGCCUGCCCAAAAGCUUUUCACAUGUAUUUCUAAGUGUUACUGACCAGCACUUGCUCCAGCUAGGUGGGAAUAACUAACACAGGAACACAAAGAAAAUGCAGAGCUAGGGUUGGCUACCAACGGUGACUCUGAACACUUGUGUAAAUAAAGGGCUCUCUUUUUUAUAUGAAUGAAAACUAUGUGUAGUUCCUCUGUAUCACAUUCUUGAAGUGAAGACAAUAAAAGAUCUUCUGUUUUAA
Molecule: messenger RNA, 8413 nt
Organism: Rhea pennata
Lineage: Eukaryota; Metazoa; Chordata; Aves; Rheiformes; Rheidae
Gene: TNC
Product: tenascin C
Exons: 28
Coding region: 344-7195 (2283 amino acids)
Biological process (GO): regulation of cell adhesion
Molecular function (GO): protein binding
Source: RefSeq, a predicted model, not a curated record